UGUGUGUGCCAAGUCAGAAAGUUGAACGAGGUUCAAAACUUUAUAAUGCCAUUACAUGUGAUGAACGUGCAAUGAUAAUGCAUUGCACAGAUAGCAGCAUUACAAGACAUUGAUAUGCACAUUUCUUGUGCCAGGAGAUUCAUUUAUUGCCUCUUCCUUGCAAGCUGUGCUGCAGCAAGUCCUUGACUGUUAAACAGUUACAAGGUACGUUUAGAGAGAGGGAGAGAGAGAGAGAGAGAGAGAGAGAGAGAGAGGGAGACCUUUGUCACAAUGUCAUGACUAAGAACCACACAUGUGUUUUAGUAUGCAUACGACGCCUUAAGUUGAUAUUAAAAGCAUCUCGGGUUAUUCCAGCCAGAAACAAUGUGCAAAUAUAAGGACAAAAUCCAUCUCUGUAUGUUCAUAGUGCUGUUUCUUCAGCUGUUAUCCAGGACUGCAGCACAGUCAUGUGCCAGAAGCUGUGGUGAGAAGUUUACCACAUGCUCCUGUCAUUCAACAUGUGAAUCUCUGGAGGACUGCUGUGCAGAUUAUAAACAGUUUUGCCUUGACAUUGAACCACACUCUGGAUCUUUGCUGGGAGGAACAGACUUUAAAAUCCUCAAUGUUACAUUUGAGCAAAACAUUAACCUCACUUGCAGGUUCAACUCAGAGAUUUUGACGGAGGGCUAUGUGGAUGAGAGCGGCGUGGGUCACUGUAUCUCUCCACUGCUCUAUGAGUCGGGCUGGAUCCCUUUUGAGGUGUCCACAGAUGGAGUCGAUUAUGACAGAGCAGGGAGGUGGCUCUCAGUCCAUCACAGUAAGCUGGGUCCUGCUUACAAGCUCAUUCUGGUCAAUGCCACACAGUGGCAGUACUACGGCACACCAAAUGUCGGCGGGGAUUUAAAAAUGAUAUGGAUAUCAUCUCUAAUAAAAGCAGAGAGCGUCAACAUCGAGCUGUGGGGUUACAAUGAGACUGGAGAGUCAUAUUCUGCUAACUGGGAGGCAGAGUGGAAGUAUCUGUACACCGUGGGCAGAGAUGUGCCCAACAGUGGAGUUUUCAGUUUCACCCCACAGAUUGCAGAAAAACCAUACUCCCUCUGGGACCUAGGGAGCAUGCGGGUCAGUCCCAGCUCUAAACAAGACGGAGCCCAUGAUGUUAACGCCCUGUGGAGUGGGGCGCACGCAAUCGCCUGGCAUCUAGAGGAGGCCUUCAGGAAGGACUCUGCAGGCUGGGCCCUGGAAAAGUGUAUCAAUUGGGAUAAAGAAGAGAAAGCAAUGCCCAACUUCCUUACAGAGAUCACUGACUGCCCCUGCACGCUGGCCCAGGCUCGUGCUGACACCGGCAGAUUUCACACUGAUUAUGGCUGUGAUAUUGAGGCAGGUAGUUUCUGCGUUUACCAUCCAGGUGCAGUUCACUGCGUUAGAGCCAUACAGGGCAGUCCUGAGUAUGGUGCCGGUCAGCAAUGUUGCUAUGACAGCACUGGAGCUCAGGUGCUCACGGGGGACUCUAUUGGUGGCAGCACCCCUGAUCGAGGGCACGACUGGGGGGCGCCGCCAUACAAGAAACCUCCUAGAGUUCCAGCAUACUCACACUGGAAGUAUGAUGUCAUCAGUUUUUACUACUGCUGUCUGUGGUCAGACAACUGUGAAUACUACUUCACCCACCGCCCGUCCAGUGACUGCAGAACAUAUCGUCCUCCUAGAGCAGCUGCUGUCCUUGGUGACCCUCACUUCAUGACAUUCGAUGGCGUGACUUUCACCUUCAAUGGGAAAGGAGAGUACAGUCUUGUUCACUCUUCAGCCUAUGAGCUGUCUGUGCAAGGCAGGACUGAACCAAUGAAAUCAGAGAAUGGUUCUGAGGUUAUGGCAACACGACUCUGUUCAGUGGCCAUGAGGGAGAAAGACUCUGAUGUCAUCGAGGUGCGUCUUGGAGACCAAGUAGAUGAGCUCCAGGUCUUAAUGAACCAACAGGUGCUUUUCUUUUCCGAGCAAAAAUGGAUCGACCUUAAGGGUGUUUUUGUUUUUUCCCCUAAACCUACUAAUGUGACAGUGAUGUUUCCUUCGGGGACAGGAGUAGAGGUCCGAGCAGGUGGAGGGGUCAUGACCCUUACUGUUCUACUGCCCCAUGACUUACACAACCAAACGCAGGGUCUGCUCGGUACAAUGAAUGAUGACCCUGAAGAUGAAUUCACCUCUAGCAAUGGCGUGAUCAUCCCUUCCAAUAGCAGUGCACAGGACAUAUUCACCUAUUGUGCUGGCUGGGCCAUUACAAAUGAGACUUCUCUGUUUACAUACGACUCAACCCACCUCCUAAAUGAAUAUUAUUAUGCCCCAAAGCACGAUCCGUCAUUCAUCCCUAACUUUUCCGUGACUGAAGACCCCGAGGAUCCCCUGCUAGAGCCAACGCUGAACCUAUGUGCAGGAGAGGGGGCUUCCUUCUGUAAAUAUGAUGCACUAAGCAUGCGCAGUCUGCAACAAGGCAAUGCCACACUACUGUCCUACCGGAGUCAUACAUCCACCAAAAAAGCUCUGGAACCUGUGCAAUCCUGUGGUUGGCUGCCACCACCUAACCAUGGUCAGAAGGAAGGAACCUUUUACCUGGAGGGGGCAACGGUCACAUUCUCAUGUAACAGUGGAUACCGUCUCUAUGGGUCCCAGGAACGCACCUGUCAAGGGGACGGCAUGUGGUCUGGACAGGAUACGCACUGUGUGGCUGAUAAUACGUUGGCCAUUGUCCUGGGGAGUGUUGGUGCGGUGUUGGCGGUGGUUGUCAUGGUGAUAGCAAUUGUUGUGUACACAAAGAAACAGAAAAAAGAAGCGAUGAAACAACAGGACAAGGUGACUUAUCAGCAGAAUGCAUCACGACUGUGAUGUUCAUCAGGUGUACAUCCUUGUACAUUUUUAAAAAGAUUUUAUGAACAGUAUUAGUCUAUGUAUAAAUUUUAUGUUUCUAAUUUAAUAUUCUGUUUUAAAUUUAAUUUUUGGACAUUGACAUCUAGUAGUUUAGUAUCUUUCUUAAAUGAUAUGUCUGCUAAUACUGUAAAAAAUCUGAUUAUCUGAGCGGUGCAACGUCCGCUUCUAGAAUGAUCUGUCUGGUCUGUACUCUAGUGUUGACUUGUACCUCUGUUGAUGCCUUUAAGUUGUCUCUAGAAUUGUGUUGUCUGGCUGUGAACUACAAAUGGGAGACUGAACUACAUAAAGAAUAGCUCUGUUCCAAAACUUAUUAAGCUGCCCAUUUUUAGGCAUCAAAGAAGUGCUUUUGACACAAAGUUUGUUCCAAAAGGUAUGAACGAGAUGAUGCCACCUUCUAAAAAUGUCAUCACAGUAAACACAGUCCCAGAAUGUAUUUUGUUCAGGGGAAAAUAAUAAAUCACCAUAUGGCACAAAAUAUAUUUUUUUCUGGCCAAAAUAUAUUUCAAAUAUAUAUAGCAGCACUGUUUAAGGAAAUAUAUUUUUCAAAAUUUUUUAAAUAAUUUUUUUCUAUUAUUUUUUUAAAAUUCUUUUUCAAAAUGUUUUAUUUAAACCUUCAAAUGCCAAGGAAAUAUUAUUUCAAAUCUUAAAAUAUGAUCUUAAAAAUGUUUCAAAUAGUAAAAAGAAUAUAUAUAUAGUAUUUAAAACUUAGCAAAAUAUUUUUUUUUUAAAUCUAUAUUGCCAAUAUAUUUUGGCCAUUUUUGUAUAUUUUGAAAUAUAUUCAUGUAUAUAUAGUAGUCAACAUUUGAAGUGAAAACCUUCUUCUUAGGACAACUUUGAAUUUUUUUGAUCCACUUCAAAUGUUGACUACUGUACAGUGUGUGUGUGUGUGUGUAUAUAUAUAUAUAUAUAUAUAGUAACACUUUACAAUAAGGUUCAUUAGUUAAACAUUAGGUAAUGUAUUAACUAACAUGAACUAACCAUGAGCAAUACAUUUGUAACUGUAUGUACUAAUCUACGUUAAUGUUAGUUAAUGAAAAUACAGUUGUUCAUUGUUGUUUGUUCAUGUUAGUUCACAGUGCAUUAACUAAUGUUAACAAGAUUUUGAUAAUGUAUUAUUAAAUGUUGAAAUUAACAUUAACAAAGAUUAAUAAAUGCUGUAUUGUAUUUUAUAUAUAUAUAAAUAUAUAUAAAUAUAUAUUUACAUAUAGUUGCUGCUUAUUCUACACUUAUUACACGUCUCAUCCCUUAUUGCAUCAUAUCUCAUCCCUUAUUUGUAUAUUGAAUAUUUUGGCUUAUUUUGGAUAUGCUUUCAGCUACCAAAAGCAUGUUGUAGUUUAAGAUCAAUUUAACACAUUUUGCAAGUCUGCAGAUUCCACCUGGGCCUUAUAAUAAGAUCCCAUAACAGUUAGGAAAAGGCAGUUGCAACAAGCGAGGCCGCUAACUAGGUUUUAGAACAAAGCUCGUGUGAGUUUGCAGGUCUUUUCUCAAACAUCUUUUUGUUAGUCUACAUUUACUUUUCAAUUCCGUUUGAUUUUGAAAUAAAGCCUCAAACAGUG
Molecule: messenger RNA, 4448 nt
Organism: Ctenopharyngodon idella (grass carp)
Lineage: Eukaryota; Metazoa; Chordata; Actinopteri; Cypriniformes; Xenocyprididae
Gene: susd2
Product: sushi domain containing 2
Exons: 15
Coding region: 364-2850 (828 amino acids)
Source: RefSeq, a predicted model, not a curated record